Messenger RNA from Humulus lupulus (European hop), 1662 nucleotides. RefSeq lists its product as uncharacterized. Gene Ontology annotation, molecular function: protein dimerization activity; DNA-binding transcription factor activity, RNA polymerase II-specific; RNA polymerase II cis-regulatory region sequence-specific DNA binding. The transcript has a single exon. Gene Ontology annotation, biological process: positive regulation of transcription by RNA polymerase II. Bases 1 to 1662 code for a protein of 553 amino acids. The record is from RefSeq and is a predicted model, not a curated record. Lineage: Eukaryota; Viridiplantae; Streptophyta; Magnoliopsida; Rosales; Cannabaceae.
AUGGCCAUGGAGAUGAUGAACAACCUCAACAUCACCAACAACGAGAACAACAACGACGACGACGACAACAGCAACAAUAAUCCAAAUAGGAGGGUCAGCAGGGGAAGGCAGAAGGUGGCGAUGAUGAAGAUGGCAAACGAGAGCAAUCUCCAAGUCACCUUCUCCAAGCGGCGCGCUGGGCUUUUCAAGAAAGCUAGUGAGCUUUGCACCCUCUGUGGUGUAGAGUUGGCCAUAAUAGUUUUCUCACCGGGAAAGAAGGUUUUCUCGUUCGGACAUUCGAGCGUUCAGUAUAUUAUAGACCGGUAUUUGAACCCUCAGAAUUACCGUAUCACACCGCCCCAAGUGAACUCUGGGACGUUGCAGCUGAUCGAGGCUCAUCGAAGCGCGAAUGUUCGGGAGCUAAACCAACAACUGACCCAUGUUGUGGAUCAGUUGGACGUGGAGAGGAAGCGUAGCAAUGAGCUAAAUAAGGCUCGUAAGGCUAGAGUGUCCCUCCACUGGUGGGAGGCUCCAGUUGAGACUUUGAAUGAUCUGGCGCAUUUGGAGCAUCUCAAGUCAGCGAUGGAGAUGUUGAGAAGGGAUACCUCUCAAACGGCUGAUCAGAUCUUGAUUCAGACUACUACUAACACAGACUCUCUCCUACCACCUAACUUUAAUAAUAUGAAUAUAAAUGCACCAUCUUUUUAUGGUGUUAUGACUACUGUAGGUGGUGCUGGUGGUAAUGGGUCAGGAGGAGGACUGCCUCAGCUGCCUAGUUCUGCUUCUUCUUUUCCCAACCAAGGAGGGUUGCAGCCUAAUAGUAACUAUCAUUAUUAUAAUAACAACAAUGAAAAUAACUAUAAUGAUAAUGAUGUUGGUUUUGAUGGUGGUGUGGCUAAUUCUUCUUCUUCUUCUGCUGCUGCUAGUACUGGUAGUACUAGUACUGAUACACCUCAUCUGCAGUCUAUAACAUCUGGCGGUGGCAAUGCCAACCAUGUCAAUAUGCCUCAUAUGCCUCAAAUGCAGGCUAUGAAUUCUGGUGGUAUCGUCAAUAAUAAUCAUGUCAAUUUGCAGUCUCAAAUGCAAGCUUUAGCUUCUGGUGGUUCUGUCAACCAUGUCAAUUUGCCUCCUUAUAUGCAAGUUAGUGCUUCUAAUGGUACUCUCAACCAUGUCAACCAUGUUAAUCUGCAGCCUCAUAUGAGUUUCUCUUCUGUGCCAAAUAUGCAGAGUAGUGCACCUGCUAAUACCAACUACAUCAAUAUGUCUGCUAUGCCUCAAAUGAUGCAGCCACCAAACACUUCUCCUGUGCCUAGCAGUGUCAACAACCAUUUCAAUAUGUCUCCUAUGCCUCAUCAUAUGCAGCAGCCAAACACUUCUCCUGCGCCUGGCAGUGUCAACAACCAUUUCAAUAUGUCUCCUAUGCCUCAUCAUAUGCAGCAGCCAAACACUACUUCUGCUUCUGGCAUUGUCAACCAUAUCAAUAUGUCUCCUAUGCAAUUGGCUAAUAACAAUACCUCUGCUGGUGUUACUGUCAACCAUGUCAAUCAUCAGCGACCUACUAUGCAGUUGCCUAUGCUACCUCAGUCUCUGCCACCAUCUUCCCAAUUGCUUUUGCAGCAGCCUAAUUCGCAGGGAACUCAUCAUGUGUCCAACAAUGUUGGAUAUGGCCAUGGCUUUUUCUGA